AGUCACUUCCGGGCUGGGGUGUUUAUUUGGACUGGAGAAGGGAGGCGGCGGGCGAAGCGCACGUCGAGCGGGGAAGCGGCGCUGCCUGUGGAGAUCCGCGGAGGCAGAUAGGAUUCGUUAGCUGCCGUCCCCGCUGCCGUGCACUGGGUUAAAAACGACAACUGACGCCAACCAUGAAAGAUCCAAGUCGCAGCAGUACUAGCCCAAGCAUCAUCAAUGAAGAUGUGAUUAUUAACGGUCAUUCUCAUGAAGAUGACAAUCCAUUUGCAGAGUACAUGUGGAUGGAAAAUGAAGAAGAAUUCAACAGACAAAUAGAAGAGGAGUUAUGGGAAGAAGAAUUUAUUGAACGCUGUUUCCAAGAAAUGCUGGAAGAGGAAGAAGAGCAUGAGUGGUUUAUUCCAGCUCGAGAUCUCCCACAAACUAUGGACCAAAUCCAAGACCAGUUUAAUGACCUUGUUAUCAGUGAUGGCUCUUCUCUGGAAGAUCUUGUGGUCAAGAGCAAUCUGAAUCCAAAUGCAAAGGAGUUUGUUCCUGGGGUGAAGUACUAAAAUAUUUGAGUAGUCGGGGGGCCCUCUUUUGGUGGAUGUAGCACAAUUCCCACACUGUGAAGGCAGUAUUAGAAGACUUAAUUGUAAAAGCUCUCUCUUGUCACUGUGUUACACUUAUGCAUUGCCAAAGUUUUUGUUAGUCUUGCAUGCUUAAUAAAAGUGCUGAGACUGUUAUUAAGUAAAAAGCUGUCAAACAUUUACUGAAACUAGAAUUGGUCCCAUGGCUUGAUGUGAAGACAGCAAGGAAAGAAGCACCAGUCAGAUUGUGAAAAAGCACCAAAUUAAAAGACCUCUAAAUCUUAUUAAAUUGUUGUCUUUGAGUCUAAACUGGUCCCUUAGUAUUAAAUAAAAGAUGUUCAUGUGUAAACUUUUUUCAAAUAAGUAAAUUUAAAGUAAGUUCUAAUUGUUAAGCAGAUUUCUCAAUUCAGACUCAAAUUUACAUUUAUACUCAUCAAAAAGAAUCUUUUUCUGAAGGUCUGUAAGUUAAUUUGAGGUAAUUUGUUAUAGACAAGCAUGUGAUAACUAAGGUUACAAGAUAGUGAUCAGAUGAGCACUAGUCGUGGUUUUUCUGGUAUGUUAUCAUGUUAGGAAUACUGAAUUCUGCUAAUGUUACAUCUGAGGAAGUAUGUGAUUUGAGGAUUGCAUGUUCUUCUGAGGAUUCACUGUAUCAUAGUUACACCUAUGGAGUCCACAGGCCUAUGACCAACACCAGUCCAUAAUCCAAUUGAACAAAGAUAUUGUAACAUGAUUUGAGUGGUGCUUUUCCUUGCUUUGUUAAUUAUCACGACAAUAGUCUGCAGCACAACUUUUCUUUUAACAAAGCUAGAAGAGUUUUUGGCUUCUUAAACUUCAUAUUUGGAUAGGUUAAGCUGCCAUACGUGUUCAGUGUGAAUAGUGUUUAAGUUGAAAAUAUUGUAAAAAAAUUAUAUUUUUUCAAAAAUAUUUAAAAAAAUAAAUAAUAGUAGAACUGA
This is a messenger RNA of Nycticebus coucang (slow loris), 1519 nucleotides long. It is a transcript of the gene PAIP2, whose product is annotated as poly(A) binding protein interacting protein 2. The transcript has 4 exons. The record is from RefSeq and is a predicted model, not a curated record. Lineage: Eukaryota; Metazoa; Chordata; Mammalia; Primates; Lorisidae. Gene Ontology annotation, cellular component: cytoplasm. Bases 174 to 548 code for a protein of 124 amino acids. Gene Ontology annotation, molecular function: mRNA regulatory element binding translation repressor activity. Gene Ontology annotation, biological process: negative regulation of translational initiation.